Cervus elaphus (red deer) is the source of this 1941-nucleotide messenger RNA. It is a transcript of the gene ASMT, whose product is annotated as acetylserotonin O-methyltransferase. Gene Ontology annotation, molecular function: O-methyltransferase activity. The transcript has 8 exons. The coding region runs from base 123 to 1160 and encodes 345 amino acids. The record is from RefSeq and is a predicted model, not a curated record. NCBI's taxonomy places the organism in Eukaryota, Metazoa, Chordata, Mammalia, Artiodactyla, Cervidae.
GGCAUCCAGCUUGUGGGGUCAGCAGUGACGCCCUGGCCAUCCGCCCAGGCUGCUCACGGACUGGUGAAGCCCAAAGCUAAGAGAGCCGAGGUCCCUCCAAGCCAGACUGGCAGGGAAGGAAGAUGUGUUCCCAGAGGGGUGAGGGCUAUCGUCUCCUGAAGGAAUACGCCAAUGGCUUCAUGGUCUCCCAGGUCCUCUUUGCUGCCUGUGAGCUGGGGGUGUUUGAGCUCCUGGCCGCGGCCCCGGAGCCCCUGGACUCAGCGGCAGUGUCUGCACGGCUGGGCGCCAGCCCCCGGGGGACAGAGCUGCUGCUGGACGCCUGUGUGUCCCUGAAGCUGCUGCAAGCGGACGUGAGCGGAGGGAAAGCUGUGUAUGCAAACACGGAGCUCGCCAGCACCUACCUGGUCAGAGGCAGCCCCAGGUCCCAGCGGGACAUGCUAAUGUACACGGGCAGGACCACGUACGUCUGCUGGGGCCACCUGGCCGAGGCGGUCAGGGAAGGGAGGAACCAGUAUCUGAAAGCCUUUGGGAUCCCGUCCGAGGAGCUCUUCUCUGCCAUCUACAGGUCCGAGGGCGAAAGGCUGCAGUUCAUGCAGGGCCUGCAGGACGUGUGGAGGCUGGAGGGGGCGAGGGUGCUGGCCGCCUUCGACCUGUCCCCCUUCCGGGUCAUCUGCGAUCUCGGGGGCGGUUCUGGGGCUCUGGCCCAGGCGUGCGUGUCUCUGUACCCGGGAUGUCGGGUCAUCGUGUUCGACAUCCCAGGAGUGGUGCAGAUGGCGAGGACACAUUUCUCAGCCUCGGAGGACGAGCGGAUCAGCUUCCAUGAAGGGGAUUUCUUCAAAGACCCCCUCCCGGAGGCGGACCUGUAUAUCCUGGCCAGGGUCUUGCAUGACUGGACCGAUGCCAAGUGUUCCCACCUGCUGGAGAGACUCUAUCAGGCCUGCAGGACAGGUGGCGGCAUCCUGGUCAUCGAGAGCCUCCUGGACGCGGACGGGCGGGGCCCCCUGACCACGGUGCUGUACUCGCUGAAUAUGCUGGUGCAGACGGAGGGCCGCGAGCGGACCCCCGCCCAGUACCGCGCGCUCCUGGGCCCCGCCGGCUUCCGAGACGUGCGGUGCCGGAGGACCGGGGGCACCUACGACACCAUCUUGGCCAGGAAGUGAUCCCGGCAGUGUGUGUGACCCCCUUCACGACGCAAAUCCUGCAAUAAAGAGAUGGCAUCGCUCAUGCUUCUUUCUUGCCUUUUCUUCUUCUUUUCCCCCCUUGUUGUCUAUCUAUUCUACGCUUUUCUUGUUUUCCUGCCCCGUUGAGGGAUGCCAGGUUUAUGCCCACGGAUGGUCACUUUGCGUUUCAUCUUACUUUCUUUCAUUAUCCUUAUUUUCAUUUGAUGCCAAUCCAUUCUAUUUUGCUUCCUUCCUGUGAUGGAGUGAAGAGUCUGAGAUGAGGUUCCUCCUGGAUGGGAGGUGGCCCUAAAUCCAGGGAGAGGGUCCUUAUAAGACACAGAAGAGGAGAGACAGGGACACAGAGGAGAAGCCACGUGGAGAUGGAGGCAAAGAUGGGAGGGAGGCGGCCACCAGCCCAGAGACGGACGCCUGGAGCCCGCAGAAGCUGGAAGAGGCAGGAAGGACCCUCCCCUGGAGCCUCUGGACGGAGCUCAGCCCUGGGACCCCUUGACCUCAGACAUCUGGUCCCCAGGACUCAGGGAGGGUGGAUGUGUGUGGUUUUAAGUCAUGAUCCCAUUUGGCAUUGUUUGUUUUGGCCGACCCAGGACACUCGUACACACGGAAGUAGAUGGAUAGGCACCCAUCUCAAAUUUUAAUUUUGAAAAGACAGAAAAGAAUUGCUGGUCUAUUUUGCAGCAUAGAGUCCAAGAAGUCUGUCACGAGGACGUUUAAUAUCUACUCUUUUAGCAACUUUCUGGUAUACAAUAAACAUAGUGACAUU